AUGGUCGCCCUCGCAUACGUCAAAGAUAUCGAGAUUAUUAAAACGAUGGUAGAGGCUGGGGCUAGCUUCCAAGUGACGGACCAGAGCUUGCGUACACCACUCCACCUUGCUCAAACGCGAGCAAUUGCAGAAAACAACGUUGACGGUUGA
Messenger RNA from Pyrenophora tritici-repentis Pt-1C-BFP, 150 nucleotides. The record is from RefSeq and is a predicted model, not a curated record. Lineage: Eukaryota; Fungi; Ascomycota; Dothideomycetes; Pleosporales; Pleosporaceae.